AUGAUAUUCGAGAUAGUAGACAAAUAUCAUUUCCUUCAAUUGGCUUCAACAGCUGCAGGGGUCGAAGCAGGAGGACUUGAAAACGAGCACUUUCCUGUAAAUGUUCCAAAUAUUGGGCUGGUGAAGAUAUCAAAACAUGAUGCUUCUUAUGCAGGAGAGCAUUGCUUCGCUCUUUCCGACCAAGAGCUUGUGGAGGAGGCAACUUCAUUGGAGCAGCAACUUCACGAGGUCACAAAGAAGUUGACAGAUAUCUCAAAUCAAGAGCCCCCCAAGGAGUCCGGCAAUGGUCGCGGCACGUCUUUGAAGGAUGUAGAACAAGAGGAAACAGAGAGCGCGCAAAAGCACCGGCUUCUUGCAGAGAAAUCCAAGACUUGGGACCAACUGCAGCCACUUUGGUUUGCACUCCACAGUAAACUUGGACUAUUCGCCAGAUCCUUCGACUGCACACUCUUGGCAGCGAACAUUUUCAUGGUCAACGAUGCCAGCAAAGUCCCAAAUCGCUCCAUGAUCAAGGAAGCUGUGCAUCGAGGUUGUUUGUUUCUCAAGCGCGGGGGCCUUGAACGCAACAAACGCGUCAAAGCUAUGCUCGAAGGCGAAGACUGGAAAACCCAUUAUGGGGAUGUCAUCAUCACGGACUGGCUAAAGUUCUCCAAGAUGUCCACUUUAAAGUGUGUCAACUACAUUGAGCUACUUGUUGGCACUAAAAUUCCAACUCUUGAAUUUGCGUGGUUGCGUUUGGAGAUGGACAAUGAUGAGGACGAUGACGGUGCAGCGGCCUGGCAAGAACAGAAUGAGCAACUUGAAGUACUGAAUGACGAACUUCAACAAACGAACAAGCAUCUUCUGGAAGAACUAACCGAUAUGGAGCAGCAAUCAAUCGAUGCCGGAAAGCAAUUGGAAGCCUUCCAUAAAAAUGUCAGGGAAAUGCUCAACAAGGAGGUCAAGGCACAGGUAGACAAAAUGACUGCGCAUCACCAAGCCGAAAUGGCUAAGAAGGACAACGAAAUUGAAGAGCUCCGGGCUCGAUUGGCUGGGUAA
This is a messenger RNA of Cylindrotheca closterium, 1038 nucleotides long. NCBI's taxonomy places the organism in Eukaryota, Bacillariophyta, Bacillariophyceae, Bacillariales, Bacillariaceae. The record is from the annotation of a GenBank genome assembly.